AUGCGGAGCGGCGCCCUCCCUCCCGCCGGCAGCAUGCGCCCGUCCUUUCUCCUCCUUCUCCUCCUUCUCCUCGCUCUACCUGCUCGUGCCCGGCGGGAGCAGGUGCCCGGCGGGGCGCAGCCGGGGCCGGCGGGCCGCAACGCCCCCGCGCCUUCCUCCUCCUCCUCCGUGGCGGCGGCGGCGCCGAGCCGCUUCCCGCGGAGCCGCCCGGGGCGGCGGCGGGGCCGGCUGUACUGCCGGGUGGGCAUCGGUUUCCAUCUCCAGCUGCACCCCGACGGCCGGGUGGACGGCGCCCACGACGUCAGCCCGCUCAGUAUUUUGGAAAUAUUUGCUGUGUCUCAGGGGAUUGUAGGAAUACGAGGAGUUUUCAGCAACAAAUUUUUAGCGAUGUCAAAAAAAGGAAAACUCCAUGCAAGUGCCCGGUUCACGGCGGACUGCCAGUUUCGGGAGCGCUUCCAGGAGAACAGCUACAACACUUAUGCCUCGGCCGUCCACCGCAGCCCGCGCUCGGGCCGCCAGUGGUAUGUGGCGCUCAACAAGCGGGGCAAAGCCAAGCGGGGGUGCAGUCCCCGUGCCCGGCCCCAGCACGUCUCCACGCACUUCCUCCCCCGCUUUCGGCAGCCCCAGCCCCCCGAGCUCGCCUUCACCGUCACCCUCCCCGAAAAGAAGCCCCUGUCGCCACCGAAACCGCAAGUCGCCCCAUCUCCACCUCGGAAAAACCCCGGCCCCGUCAAGUACCGGCUGAAGUUUCGCUUCGGGUAGCGCGCCGUGGCAGGGAUGCCGGCGCAGGAGAGACCCAAAGCAGGGAGACCCGCCUCCGGACACCCGCGGACGGACGCGGGGAGGCUCCGGGUAGCCGUCAUAGGCUCGGGGUCUUCUCCUCUCCCC
Grus americana (Whooping crane) is the source of this 888-nucleotide messenger RNA. It is a transcript of the gene FGF5, whose product is annotated as fibroblast growth factor 5. Gene Ontology annotation, cellular component: cytoplasm. Gene Ontology annotation, molecular function: growth factor activity; fibroblast growth factor receptor binding. The record is from RefSeq and is a predicted model, not a curated record. Lineage: Eukaryota; Metazoa; Chordata; Aves; Gruiformes; Gruidae. Gene Ontology annotation, biological process: fibroblast growth factor receptor signaling pathway; positive regulation of cell population proliferation; positive regulation of gene expression. The transcript has 3 exons. Bases 1 to 762 code for a protein of 253 amino acids.